Messenger RNA from Dreissena polymorpha, 2422 nucleotides. Its product is annotated as innexin unc-9-like. The coding region runs from base 166 to 1362 and encodes 398 amino acids. The transcript has 2 exons. The record is from RefSeq and is a predicted model, not a curated record. Lineage: Eukaryota; Metazoa; Mollusca; Bivalvia; Myida; Dreissenidae.
AACCUAGUUAUGUCGUUAUCAUGUCCACUCCUAACUAAGCAAGAUAAUUAUUGAUAAAAUAUCGAAACGAAACUCAUUUAUUGUUAUAAACGGAAUAUUGUCGUUCAGUGUCGAUUUGUUACAAAAGUUUCAACCGGUUUAGUGUAUUUUACCUAAGCAUAAGUCAUGGUGGAUGCGGUGUUAACCGAAGUUAAGAAGCGAAUUAAAGUGAUAACUGGCCAUCACACGGAUGACUGGAUAGAUCGAUGGUCACACAUGUACACAUGUUUAUUCCUGAUUAUCGUCGCCGUGAUAGUGUCAACAGUUCAGGUUGUGGGCAAACCAAUCAACUGCUGGCUCGCAGCGGAAUACGAGAAAGAUUGGUUCAAGGCCUACGUGGAAAGUUAUUGCUGGAUUUCUAACACUUACCACAUCGCCUUCUUCGAAAAUCUGCCCGUGGACAUUGACAAGCGUAAAGAUAGAGAAACUACUUAUUAUCAAUGGGUACCACUCAUUCUUCUGCUGCAAGCCUUCAUGUUCAAGUUUCCAAAUGUCAUCUGGAGACUUAUGCAUCAUUAUGCGGGCAUAAGCCUCGACGGCGUCGUGGAUCUCUCACAGAGCACGCAAUGUUCCUCCCCGAAAGAUUGCGAUAAUGCCAUUGACCGCCUUGCAUACCUUAUUAACAAAUGGCUAGAAACGCAACGUAACUACAAAAACAAUGUGUAUACCCGAACAAGAGAUCGCAUUACUGGUACGUUUGGAUGUUUUUGCAGCAAACGAGGAGGCACCUUCUUACCCGGUCUUUUUCUCUUAUCGAAGUUCCUUUAUGUUGCAAACGCUAUUGGACAAUUCUAUCUGCUAAAUGCAUUCCUGGCGGUUUCUUACAACUGGUACGGGUUUGAAGUCCUAGAGAAAUUGAGAAGUAACACGCCGUGGACAAAUAGCCCACGAUUCCCUCUCGUCACUUUCUGCGACUUUGAGAUUCGACAUCUUCAAAACAUCAAACGCCAUACCUACCAGUGCGUGUUGCCGAUAAAUUUAUUCAACGAGAAAUUCUUCAUUUUGCUCUGGUUUUGGUUCGUCGUCGUUGCUGUACUCGCAUGCUGUAACUUCGGACAGUUCUUGUUUACUGUCAAUUUCAAGUCCAAUCGACAAAGGUUUGUGAAGAAGUACUUGGACAUCGGCAAGAAUUUAUACGAUGAGCAGUUUGACAAAACGGUUCGCACUAAAUUUAUCGACGACUACCUUCGUGAGGAUGGUGUGUUUGUCCUUAGGAUGAUCGCGUCCAAUUCUACUGAUAUUGUUACCACAGACUUAGUGAAGAAACUAUGGGACAUGUUUACAAGCAACAAAGACGAUCGUAAAGCGAAUGACGAUUUGUAACAUAUACUUGGAGCAUAACAAGGAUGUUUUACUAUAUUCUGUAACAUUCGGUGUGGAAAAAAUCAGCAACACAAAAUCUUGGACCGCUCGACAGAAUGCUGAUUUGUACCAAAGAAAGGAGAAAUAAUACUUGUGUACGGUAAUUAAAUGUGGUUAAUGACCCAGUUAAUGACCCAGUUGACAAUGAUCAUGCAGUCUUUAUGAAUGAAAUCCAGUUGUAAAGACACACCUCCGCAUUGGACCAAUGAAAUCACUCGUGUCUUUUAAAUGUCAGUUAGUUGAAAUGUAUGUAAACAAAGGUUUCAAACGGCGCUGGACAGUUAGUCUUGAUGCAUAAUGUAACGACAAGAACGGUAAUAAUGUUUUUUCAUACGUUUUAUUGAAUUAUGGUAUCGAGGUACAUGACCUUUGUAGGGAAGAUGCCCUUUACUCCGUGAAGAUUUCAGUCUUAAAGACUGCAUGAUCAUUGUCAACUGGGUCAUCCGAGUUGUGUAUCGUGUUAUUUCUUAUAAGUUGACCCAGCAUUUGUAAAAAUAUUGCAAGACAUAUACAUUUCCAGAAAGAAAAUUCAUUUCUGCGUUGAAUAAGACCGAUAUCGUGCAAAUCGCUGCACAAUUGAUGAAGAUAUGGCUGUUCAAAGCGAUGCACCCCGUUUUGGGGUGAUUUUGAGUUGCAUACCUUGUUAUAUAUAUAUUUGAUAGUGAUUUUUUUUUCAUAAAAUUUAUUUUUUCGUUAUAAUAUGAUUAUUUAUCAUUCAAAAUGAUGUUUUUACUAAUUAAUAUCAUAGCCACACGCUAACCACCUGUGGUAUAGUUGUGAUGGCUCCAUAAAGUGAGGGGCCGCGUGGGAGGCAUUUUCAGCAAUGCAAUUUGACGUCAUCAUACGGACAUGUAUCAGACUAAAUUGUAAAAUUUGUAUACAUGUACAUGGUUAUAACAAUGUCAGUGUUAUCAGUGUUUUGUUUUAAUUAUUGCCGAAAUCGAUGUUGUUAUGAAUCAUUGGUUGCUUGUAAAUAUGUUGUAUCUCUUGAAUUUACUUAUGAUCAAGCUAUUUAAAACUG